GCAAAGGACUGAAAUCGACUGAAGAGCUAGAGCGCAGGAAGGUCUCAUUCAACGGCAGCAGGGACGACUAGAGAGAAUGUGAAUUUAUCUGUCAGGUGUUUAUAACUGAAGAAUAGUAGACUGUUACAGUGAUGGAUGUGAGAGACUCUGCGGGAAGGUGGGAUGCUCUGGGCAGUAGAGACUCGAGCUCCAGAAAUGCAGCGAUGGAGCUCAUUCACCAGGAGGUGUUGAAGAGAAUAGAGAACAUCGGGCCAAUACCGGACCCACAGUCCUCCUCUCCCUCUGCCAUGGAUGACAGUCUGUCCAGUGAUCUCAACUCUCUUCUUGCCCAUGUCCUGAUGCUCUCCAAAAGGUGCCCUUAUGAAGACGUCAGAGAGAAAUGCAUAUGUUUGCUCCAGAGGGUUCAGGACGUUGGAGUGCGAAUCCCCAGACCGAUGGGAAAUGGACCAAGUAGAUUCAUACCAGAGAAAGAGAUACUUCAAGUCAGUAAAUUGGAUGAAAGAACACAGUCGAUUUUUGAGGACGCCUUCGCAGUGCUCGGUCGCCUUGACAACAUCUCCUUGGUGAUGGGGUUCCAUCCUCAGUAUCUGGAGAGCUUUCUUAAGACACAGCAUUACCUGCUUCAGAUCGACGGUCCCUUGUCUCUGCACUGCAGACAUUAUAUAGGGAUAAUGGCUGCCGCCCGGCACCAGUGCACAUACCUGGUCAACCUGCACGUGAAUGACUUCCUGCAGGUCGGAGGUGAUCCCAAGUGGUUGAAUGGUCUGGAAGAAGCCCCACAGAAGCUGCAGGCUCUCGGGGAGCUCAAUAAGAUCCUGGCCCACCGUCCCUGGCUGCUCACCAAAGAACACAUUGAGCGUCUACUGAAGGCUGAGGAGCACAGCUGGUCCCUGGCCGAGCUGAUCCACGUUGUGGUGCUACUCACACACUAUCACUCUCUGGCCUCCUUUACGUUUGGUUGCGGCAUCACCCCUGACAUCCAAACAGAUGGAGGACAUACAUUCAGGCCGCCCUCGCUCAGCGGUUACUGCGUUUGUGACAUUGCCAAUGGCAACGGUGGCCUGGAGGAGAUGUUUGGGAACCAGCAGGUGUCAGAGUCGUCUGGUGAGGUGGAAGUGCUGAUGGAGAGGAUGAAGCAGCUCCAAGAAUGCCGUGACGAAGAGGAAGCCAGUCAGGAGGAAAUGGCCACUCGUUUUGAGAGGGAAAAGACAGAGAGCAUGCUGGUGGUCACUUCUGAGGACGAGGAGUGUGUACCAUCCAGAGAUGUUUCACGACACUUCGAAGACCCUAGUUACGGCUACAAAGACUUCUCCAGGAGAGGAGAACAUGUACCCACCCUCAGAGUGCAGGACUACAGUUGGGAAGACCAUGGCUUUUCCCUUGUGAAUCGGCUGUAUCCGGAUUUUGGACAGCUUCUGGAUGAAAAGUUCCAGAUCGCAUACAAUUUGACAUAUAACACAAUGGCGACACACCAGGGUGUGGACACUUCCAUGCUCCGUAGAGCCAUCUGGAACUACAUCCACUGCAUGUUCGGGAUUCGGUACGAUGAUUAUGACUACGGAGAAAUUAACCAACUGUUAGACCGCAGUUUUAAAGUCUAUAUCAAAACUAUGGUGUGCAGUCCAGAGAAGAUCACCAAGAGGAUGUACGAGAGCUUCUGGAGGCAGUUUCGGCACUCUGAGAAAGUCCACGUUAAUUUGCUUCUUAUGGAAGCGCGCAUGCAGGCAGAACUGCUCUACGCUCUGAGAGCUAUCACUCGCUACAUGACAUGAAGUGCUGUUCUUGUCUACCUUUUUAUUUUUUUACUGUUGUUGAUGUUGCUACAGUGGGACACUUCAAUAAAUGUAAAAAAAAAAAUGGAAAAAGAAAACGAAGAAGAAAGCCUGAGUGGCGGUGGAGGAUGAUGAGAAGAUUGUUUUGUUAACAAAAAGAAAAACAACUGUCAACUGAACCUACUUGCUGAAUAACUUGUGUGGCUGCUCAGCCUGCAGUGCCAAAACUGGCCACUGGGGGCUGUCUGAGCAGACUCAAUCCCUCACGUGUUAGAGGACAAGCUGAGACUGCAAGCUUCUGGAGGUCAGACCUCCUUUAGUAUUUCAAAUGCAUCUGCGAUGAGAUGCCAUAUAAUCAUAUCUUCUUUUUGUGAGAUGAGAUUAAAAAAACCACAAAAAAAAAAAAAAAAAAAAAAAAAAAACACACACAAAUAGCAACUCCAGCACCGGUGCAGAUAGACUGCACUAACAUGCCUAUCUACUAGUGGUUUUUUUUUUGUUUUUUUUUUCCAUAUCGUUUUAUAUUGUUUUUAUUUUUUUUUCAGCAGUGGCUAGAGAUAGAAGCAUUACUGAUUUUGCAUAAACGCGUGCCUAGUCAUGCGCAGCACUGGCAACAGAUGCUGAGGUGCCGUCUGUUCAUGCUGCUUUUCUCAAAUGAGAGGCCUCAAGACACCCAAACCAUCACCCAUUUGUAUAAGCUAAUCCAGGAACGAUUGUGUUAGUGUGAGUGUGAGAGCGCAAUUCAAAAGUAAUAGCUGCCUGAGCCCUUGUUAGAGUUUACUGUAAGACACCACUUUGUCUCUUUGUGACAUUUUCAAUGUGUGAAUGUGGGGGGUGGGGGGGGAUAGGGGAAAAAAAUCCAUUGGCUCUUUUUGGGUUUCCAUGCAUUAACAAUAUCAAAGCACUUUUUAAAAAAAUGUUAAGCUUCAGCUGUUAUGUAGCCAUUUUGUUUCAAUGACUGUUUUCUAUCUUUUUUUAUUUGUGUUAGUGACUUUUAAAGUGAAAAGGUCUUCCUUUUGUGACAUGCUUCCUGUUGCUCUGAACCAUCCGCCUUAUCUGUCUUCCUUUUAAUGCACGGUCAUCUUAACUCCUCGAGCUUUUUGUUGUUUUUAUUUUGAGGUUUAUUAACUAAAUACCUCCUGUUAUGUAUCCUUAAAUAUCUAAGUGCUGUCUGGUGAGCAGAACUUUGUCUUACGUGGCUGCCUGUCGUGGGCUACGAUCUGUACCGACCUAGAAGCUAAGAACCAGGCAACCCGCACGACUUCACGGUUGUGGGGUUAAACGAUGCUUGUUCUCAUUCUCAGAACUUUAACCAGUGUAACUAAGCAGUUUUGUUUCGAGUGUGUGUGUGUUUUCUUUUCAAGCGGGGUGGAUUCUCUGCUGUCUUUUUUUUUUUGUUUACUAAAACCAGUUAAGUACUGCAUUCUGAUGAUGGCAGGACUAGAGGGAUGGUACUUUUUCCUUUGGAAAUGGAUAUGAGGAGGUUUUAAGUCAGACUUGAGAGACUGAUGUCAGUUACUGACACUUUUAUAAGAAAAUAUUUGAUUAAAAAAAAUAAAACAUGGUAUUUCA
This is a messenger RNA of Megalobrama amblycephala (Wuchang bream), 3344 nucleotides long. It is a transcript of the gene sesn1, whose product is annotated as sestrin 1. The record is from RefSeq and is a predicted model, not a curated record. Gene Ontology annotation, cellular component: nucleus. NCBI's taxonomy places the organism in Eukaryota, Metazoa, Chordata, Actinopteri, Cypriniformes, Xenocyprididae. Gene Ontology annotation, biological process: cellular response to leucine starvation; regulation of response to reactive oxygen species; cellular response to L-leucine. Gene Ontology annotation, molecular function: L-leucine binding; oxidoreductase activity, acting on peroxide as acceptor. Bases 132 to 1772 code for a protein of 546 amino acids. The transcript has 11 exons.